This is a messenger RNA of Oncorhynchus gorbuscha (pink salmon), 3849 nucleotides long. RefSeq names its product cadherin-related family member 1-like. Gene Ontology annotation, molecular function: cadherin binding; calcium ion binding. Gene Ontology annotation, biological process: homophilic cell-cell adhesion. Bases 1 to 2475 code for a protein of 824 amino acids. The transcript is spliced from 15 exons. Gene Ontology annotation, cellular component: plasma membrane; catenin complex. NCBI's taxonomy places the organism in Eukaryota, Metazoa, Chordata, Actinopteri, Salmoniformes, Salmonidae. The record is from RefSeq and is a predicted model, not a curated record.
AUGUCCAGUGAAUCUCAGGAGAACCAGAACAGUCUUGUGCGUGUUGUCUGUCAUUAUCCACAGUGCUGUUUCGAAGUGCUGUUAACAACGCGUUCUUUGUUUCGUCAGAAACAAGGUGAAAUCUUGGCUUUUGUUAGCAUAACAGAUGGUCGGAAUAAGGUUGUCGAGACGAUACGGGUGUUUGUCACCGACGCCAACGAUGAGCAACCAGAGUUCCAGAACCUGCCUUUCACCGUGGACGUCCCCGAGGACACCGCAGCUGGAAGCAGCAUUUACAGAGUACAAGCGGUGGAUAAAGACAUGGGCUCUGGAGGCAGUGUCAACUACUACUUACUGGGCACCACUACUACCAGGUUCACCAUGGACGGCCACAGUGGGGUCCUGCGGAUCAAACCAGGCGAGACGCUCGAUUACGAGACCACAGCAACACACUUUGUGAUAGUGGUUGCCAAGGAUGGGGGCGGGCAGUACAAAGGGAAGCAUCAGGUGUUGACAUCUACAGCCACCAUAACCAUCAACGUCCUCGACGCCCAAGACACUCCUCCAGCCUUCGUUGGAACUCCUUACUUUGGCUACGUCUACGAGGUCUCACUUCCUGGCUCUGAAAUAUCCACUGUGUUUGCCAAAGAUGGAGAUGAAGGAAACCCUAAUCCUAUUCAUUACUCUAUUACCAAUGGCAGUGAGGGUGUCUUCACCAUCAACAGCACAAGUGGUUGUAUCAGCCUAACAGCUUAUCCAGUCACACUGAGGAAGGAAUUAUAUGAAAUCCAAGUCAAAGCCACUGAGCUGGGGCCGAGUGAGGAGCUGUUGGACUACUAUACCAUGACUGUGGUGACGGUUCGAGUGGUGGACCUCAACAACCACCCUCCUACCUUCUACGGAGAGAACGGGCCCCAGAGCCAGUUUGAGGUGACCAUGUAUGAGCACCCUCCAGAGGGGGAGAUCCUCAGGGGGCUGAAGAUAACGGUCAAUGACUCUGAUCAGGGUGCGAAUGCUAAAUUUAAACUGAGGUUGGUGGGGCCUGGUCGUGUACUCAGAGUGGUGCCCCAGAUGGUCCUCAAUGAAGCACAGGUCACCGUCAUCGUUGAAGACUCUGCUGCCAUCGAUUACGAAAAAGGCAAAUCCUUAACAUACAAGUUACUGGCGGUGGAGAUUGACACCCCUGAGAGGUUCAGUGCGUCGGCUGAUAUUGUGAUUCAUCUUUUGGACACCAAUGACAACACUCCCAGGUUCACCUCGGAGUAUUACAUCGCACGUAUUCCGGAAAACUCCCCCGGAGGCUCCAACGUUGUGUCUGUCACCGCCAAUGAUCCAGACUCUGGCCUUUGGGGUGAAGUCAAGUACUCCAUCUAUGGAUCCAGAUAUGAUCUGUUUCUCAUCCAUCCGUCUUCAGGCGUCAUAUACACCCAGGCCUGGGCCAUUCUGGAUGCUGAGGUCAAGUCCAAGUACAACUUCUACGUGAAGGCAGAGGACACAGAGGGAAAGUACAGCCUGGCGGAGGUGUUUGUCACUGUCCUGGACAUCAACGACCACGUUCCAGAGUUCGAUGACAGCCUUGUGGAGAGGACCAUGGUCAUUGGUGCACCUGUUAAAGUAAAGGCAAUAGAUGGCGAUGCAGGGUCGCCCAAUAACAUCAUUGAGUAUUCCAUCAUGCAAGCUGAGCCGGACAACAUCUUCGACAUCAACGCAGAGACUGGAGAGAUCAACCUGAAGUCGUACAUCAAGUCCAUGGAGAUCGUGCAGAACAUCACCAAGCAGAAGGACUGCAGGUGGUCUCUGGUGGUCCAAGCCCGGGACCGAGGAUCUCCGUCCUUCAGCACUACCGCCGUGGUCAACAUCGACAUCACUGAGGCGACUCAAGUCAAUGGGCCUAUGGCAGACUUUUUAUUGCAAAGUAGGGACAACCCAAUGAAGGCCCUUGGCAUGGUCGCUGGUGUCAUCAGCAUAUUGGUAGGGAUCACUGUCUUGAUCUCCACGGCUACGUUCUUGCGCAACAGCAAGUCCAACAGGAUAAUGCCGGCACGUCGCAUCGUCAUCAGACGGAGACCGCCAAGGGACCGCAAGCCGUGGACUUUUAACGUACCGUUCCGUGGUAGCGGAAAUGACUCGUCAAACAAGUUCAUUGUAGGCGACCAGGAAGCAGGGAGUGUCAACGUAAACCUCAACAACAAAGGUGGCUCCCGGUGCUCCAGGUCAAAACCCAAGCCUACGCCCCCUAGAGCUCCCUGCCUGCCCCCUCCAUCCUGCCCUCCUCCGUCCUCCAACCCCAGGCCCAGUGAGAGGCCCCGGCACUGGGCAGCAGUGCCCACCGUCUCUGGGGGCCUGACCUCCACUGGUUCCAGGAGAUCCAGCCAGAGCAGGGAAAUAAACAUCAGCUCUGACACUUCUAGGAUCCCCGUCAGCUCAGCCCUGGUCUCUGAACUCAAAAUGAGACUAGAGCAGAAAAUAAUUGAGAGCAACUCAAGCUAUUAUUAAAUCUGAUUGUUGUAGUGUGUUUUCACUCUAACCAAUCUGUCAGUAAUUGUCUCGACUUCUGAAGGUUACUCAGUCCUAGGAUUGUAAAACUGCAAAUGUAAAGGAAGGUUGAGGACAGCAUGUUCAUUUCCUUUAAAAUGUUAUUGACGACAUCCUUUGUCAAAGCAAUGUUGCAACACAUUUUACUGAACCUAUUUAAUCCAACCACUUCUACAUGUGUUCUUAAAGAUGUUAACAUCACGUUGGAUACUUGGGGCCCUGGUCCAGAAUAGUAUUUAGGGAAUAGGGUGCCCCUUGGGACUCUGUCAUCCAGCAUUAGAAAUACCUAGACAUGUUUCUGCGCUGCCGUCUUGAAGAUCAUGUAAUGGGAUCCUUGUUAGAUAAAUCUUUUGCAUUGCUGCCAUCUUGAGGGAAACAACAUGUUAACAAGAAUGUCCGAGGGGGAACUACUGAGCCAUGUCUGAGGGAAGGAUUACUGCGCAUUUAUGUGUAUACAGAACUGAACGUGUGUUCCUGACUUCCUGACUUUUCCUGAAAAGUUGUAUUUUAUUUGCUUAAGAUCAUGCAAUGUUUUCAUUAAUAGUGCUAUAAUAUAGAAUACGGAUCAAUGUGUAAACUAUGUUGCCUGGCAAAUGUACUCACUUUGACUUGUUCAUCAAAGUGAUAAUGCAGCUAACGGUAUAGAAGACUAUAAGCUAUAAAAUAUGAGAUAUUCUUGAGAGGAUAAAUGCCGUUGCUUUUAAACAUGAAGUGCUCAUAGACCUCUGAAGUGACAUUAUUUUUUAAAUAUUUUUUUUUCUUCUUCAAUUUAAAGUUUUAUUUCAUUUUCUUUAGUGUUUCAAUCAACCAACAAAACACAUUCCACAUUCACAGAUGUGACAGACUUUAAAAAAUAUAUAUAUAAAAAAACAACUGACAAUAAUAAUAAAAAAAACUUUAAAAAACUUUAAAAAAAUAAAUAAACUUGCAGCAGCACUAUCAAGGUUCUUGUUAGCUAUUUCCAACCUUAGCUGAGACGACGAGCAAAUCAUUGGUUUUAACAGCACCUAGCACUAGCGGAGGUCAUACGUGAGCUUUUCAAGAAGAAGAAAGUCAACAAUCUGGUCAGUCCACAUGUUAAAUGUAGGAGAAGUAUUAGUGUGGUGACGUUCUAAUGGUGUUGGUCGUAUUUUGAAGUAGAGACUUAGAAGAUUCUGAAGCUCUUGUUUCAAAUCACUUGCUUUUUCUUCUUAAAUGCUUUUGCAUUUCUAAAGGGUAAUCUUUUAAUUGGGUGGAUUACUGUUGGAUUGGUGUUGGAUUGGUAUUGGAUUGGUGUUGGAUUGGUGGUGGAUUGGUAUUGGAUUGGUGGUGGAUUAGUGUUGGAUUGGUGGUGGA